This is a messenger RNA of Phragmites australis (common reed), 589 nucleotides long. Its product is annotated as RNA-binding protein 2-like. The record is from RefSeq and is a predicted model, not a curated record. Gene Ontology annotation, molecular function: mRNA binding. NCBI's taxonomy places the organism in Eukaryota, Viridiplantae, Streptophyta, Magnoliopsida, Poales, Poaceae. Bases 120 to 377 code for a protein of 85 amino acids. The transcript is spliced from 3 exons.
AUGACUCGGUCACGGAGGCCGCAUCUCCACUCACCUCGCUCUCCCGGUGCGGCGUCGCCGGCCGCACCGCCGUCCAUCUUCUCCGCCUCUUGGCUUCCGGCCGCCCAUGGCGGAUCGCUAUGGCGCUUACGCUCCUUCCUUCUCCCACGACAGAGAGCGGUGACAAGGCUUAUGUUCUAUGCUUCGUGGAGUUCAAGAAUGCAAAAUGUGCAUUCACUGCAAUGGAGGCGUUCCAAGAAUACUGCUUUGAUGACAGGAAGCCUGACGCCCCGGUUCUUAAGAUUCAAUUUGCAAGGUUCCCUUUCCGCCUGCCUGCUGCUCCGGACGAUAGGAAACGCCUUAUUGCGCACUCAUUGCUAUUUCCUAUCAUCCUCUAGCUAGCAGUGUAAUCUAGGUAGUGGGGCACUGUAGGUGAUCUAUGAUCCGCUUGUAUGUAACCUGUAAUGAGCGGCUGUGAAUUGUAUGGCGACUUUGAGUCCUAAGAAUUUCGGCUUUUUUUUUCCAAAAAAUAGAGCUUUAUUAACUCUUAUCGACGCAUCAAACUGAUAAGUCUUUGCAUAAUAAGAUGCGCACAACAAUAAUUUCGGCU